Molecule: messenger RNA, 936 nt
Organism: Thrips palmi
Lineage: Eukaryota; Metazoa; Arthropoda; Insecta; Thysanoptera; Thripidae
Exons: 5
Coding region: 1-936 (311 amino acids)
Source: RefSeq, a predicted model, not a curated record
AUGCUGGCGGCGCGCGUGAAGAGCUACUACGCGGCGGCGGGAGGCGACGGCGCGGGCAAGAAGGUGAAGGAGGUCGUGCCCCCCAGCGCCAGGACCUCCAGGACCUCUCGGACGGCAUGCGGACGCCUGGCGCUGUCGUCGUCCUGCGCGCCGCUCCUCGCCAGCCUCAAGAAGACCCACAGCUGCGGCGCCAGCCUGCACGUGCCGCUGCCCACGCACGCCGUGCUGGCCGUGGAGGGCCCCGCGGCGCUCAGCAAACGGCCCAAGAAGUCGCGUUCCGUCGGCGACCUCGCCAACUACGCUAAGCACUUCACGAAGUGCAGAGCCGGCGUGCCGGCGCCUAUGGACCGCGGCGGCGAGGGCGGUGUCCGGGACUCCACGCCGGGGCCGUGGGCGGUGCAGCCCGCCGCGCUCGCGCACGGGACCGCGUCGACGGGGACGUGCGGGGCCCUCCGGGCGUGCCAGCUCCUCAUGCUCAACGCCUGGAGGAUGCGUAGGGAGGAGACCCGGGUGCUGCGGACGCGCGUCGACCAGAUGCGCCUCCAGAUCACGACGCUGCGCUCCCUCAACAAGCAGGAGGGCGAGCGGGCGGUGCGGGCGCACCAGGACUCGGGGCGAGCCCGCCUGCAGUGCGACGGGCUGCGCCAGCAGCUGGAGGCCCUGCGGACGGAGAGCGAGAGUCUGGCCGCCGCCAACGCGGCCCUGGAGGGGCGCAUCGCGGAGCAGAUGACGACGGCCGAGAACCUGCGCAACGAGCUGCAGGCCGCCAAGCAGGACGCCGCGGCCCUCGACGCGCAGCUCGCCAAGGAGCGCGCCAAGCUGGCCGCCGCGCGGCAGCAGUGUGGUGACCUCAACGAGCAGGUGGCGGGGACGGAGGCGCUGCUGAAGGAGGCUGGAGUGCAGCUGGAGGCGGCGCGGUGCGACUGCGAGCGGUAA